This is a messenger RNA of Capsicum annuum, 1298 nucleotides long. Its product is annotated as bifunctional epoxide hydrolase 2. Lineage: Eukaryota; Viridiplantae; Streptophyta; Magnoliopsida; Solanales; Solanaceae. Bases 172 to 1110 code for a protein of 312 amino acids. The transcript has 5 exons. Gene Ontology annotation, molecular function: hydrolase activity. The record is from RefSeq and is a predicted model, not a curated record.
GUGAAAUGAUUGAGUCAAGAUGGGAUAAACAAUGAGUCAUAUCAAUAAGAAGUGUCGAAUCAACAUUAGACAGAUAAAUUAAAACGGGAUAAGUUAAAAUAACAUACUUUCACUUGUCAAUUUGAUUCUCUUUAUAUAUGCAAUCCCAUCACACAUUCUCACCACACCAAAAUGGAGAAAAUUCACCACAAUUAUGUGAAUGUAAGAGGACUCAAGCUUCACUAUGCAGAAAUUGGAACAGGUCCUGUAGUAGUGUUUCUUCAUGGAUUUCCCGAGAUAUGGUACUCGUGGAGGCAUCAAAUGAUAGCAGUAGCGGAAGCAGGAUUUCGAGCCAUAGCCCCAGAUUUUAGAGGCUAUGGUUUGUCUGAGUUGCCUACAGAACCCGAGAAGGCUACAUUCAAGGACCUUGUUGAUGAUCUACAUGACAUGCUUGAUUCAGUAGGCAUCGAUAAGAUUUUUCUUGUUGGGAAGGAUUUUGGAGCUAGAGUACUUUACCAUUUUGCCCUUGUAUACCCUGAAAGAGUUUCAGCAGUUGCAGCACUUGGUAUGCCAUUCAUUCUCACUGGUCCACAAACAUUUCCUAGAGAUCUCCUUCCAAAAGGUUUCUAUAUGUUGAGAUGGCAGGAACCAGGGCGAGCUGAAAAGGACUUUGGUCAAUUUGAUAUAAAAACAGUAAUUAAGAACAUAUAUAUAUUAUUCUCUGGAAGUGAAUUGCCAGCAGCAAAAGAUGAUAAUGAAGAAAUAAUGGACUUGGUUGAUCCAUCUACUCCAUUGCCUACCUGGUUUACUGAAGAUGAUCUUGCAAACUAUGCAUCUCUUUAUGAAAACUCAGGCUUCCAACUUGCGUUGCAGGUGCCUUACAGGGCUUGGCUAGAAGACUAUGGAGUUGAAGAUCUCAAAAUCAAAGUUCCUUGUCUGCUUGUGAUGGGGGAGAAGGAUUAUGCACUUAAGUUUGGUGCAUUAGAGCAAUACAUUACAAGUGGAAUGGUGAAAGAGUAUGUACCUGAUCUUGAAACCAUAUUCUUACCAGAAGGAAGCCAUUUUGUCCAAGAACAGUUUCCUGAUAAGGUCAAUCAGUUGAUCAUCACCUUCCUCAACAAGCUCAAAUGAAGAAAAUGAACCGAAGCAACGUUUUUCCCUCUUUGUAUUUGAAUGCUGGUCAUGUUUUCGGUAUAUCUCUAGUUGACUAGUUGUAUGUUGAUCAAUAAACGAGGCAACAGUUUUGCAUGCCUAGGUUCUAUGUUAUGUUUCCAGUGAUCAAUAAACGAGGCAACAAUUUUGUAUGCCUCGGUUCUACA